UUGAAAACAGUGGCAAAUAAAAUUUUGGAUGCAGUGUAAAAAAGUAGUGUUGAAUGACUUCUUUCUUUUAAAAAAAUAAUAAUAAAUAAUAAUAAUAAUAAUAAUAAUAAUAAUAAUGAUAAUAAUCACCAGAAUAAUUUUUUCAACAUAAGAGCUCAGUUUACAGUUUACAGUUACCCCACUUUUUUGCCAAUUUAUAUGAAUGGCAAGAAAAUAUAAUUUUGUUUAUUUUUCUUCAUGGCAUCUUCAUAUAUUUUAGAUAAAGCUUGAAAUUUGAUAUUUAAAUAGUAGAACACUACAGUUCUCUUUCUAGUCCUAAAGCCCACAUCUCUCAACCUAGAGUUUAUCCAUGUACCCUAUUUCCAUCCAACAGAUGAUCAGUUCUGGGAUGGCUUACCUUGACAUAUUUUAGCCUGAAGAGCACACACAGACUUUAAUUGAUUGUAUAUAUGAAGACUUAAUUGUUUAUAAGGAGGACAUAUGGUCUUGUUGGUUCUUCCAUUUCUCAUGAUAUUUUAUACAUCUAAUAUUUAUGUAUUCAGAAGCUGCUAAUACUGUUGGCCUUUCUAAGACAAAAUUUUGGGACAUUACAUAGGCAUAACAAAGAAGAAUUAUAUCCAGUUGUAAUUCAGUGAUAUUUUUGUUAUAAGGAGGAACUUCAUUUUGUUUUGCAAUUGUGUAAUGGUAUUAUAUUUUACCUUAACUUCCAAAUUAUUUGCAGAAUGUGGAAAGCAAAUGUAGUUUGCUUUGUAGUCUUCUUCUUGGGUUUGGUUUGGAUGCCUGGGUGUGUGUUGGCACACUUCGUUCAGGUGAGCAACAUACCUGGGUCAUGACUCGUGGACCAUAUACUGCUAUUACUUUCUGGGAGUCCUCAACAGGAUGCCGUUAUGUCUACAAGUUAGGCCAGAAAGCUGGUCAUGACUAUGGGACUGUAGGCAGCAUCUUUAACCAAGACCGCUUCUAUGCUUCUGUUCAGGUAUCAGACAGAAUAGGAUACUGUAACUUUAUGUUAGAGGACGAAAAUGCUUGGAAGCGAAUGUUACCAAAUGCCACAUCCAGUAUGAUUCAAAAGGAGCCGUGUAUGGUAAAAAUUCUUCCUCCAAAUUGUGAUGCAGAAGGAACAAGCUCUGUGGUGGAGAUGCAGAUGAGAAUACUGAUGACUGAGUACAGAGCUGAUUUUGGACUAAGCACCAAUUUUGAUGAUCACUUAAGCCAUAUCCUGACACCAGCACUAUGGUCUUAUGAAAGAAAAGCUGUUUACAAUGUUGGUGAUGACGAUCAUGAGGCAAAAGGAGCAGAACAUUUUUCAGCUGCUCUAAUGCACACAAUUCCAGAGGGUCACACAUUCAAAGCAUUCCCUCUUCAUUUUAUGCACCAUUCACCACAACGGGCAUUUAAUUCCAUUAUGAGCUCCAGCAUUGGCCGCGAGAUAGUUGGGUGUCGUGGUGAUAAAGUCUGUUAUGCUGUGCGUGCUAUAACAGUUAACUAUCCUGAAAAUAUGUUCCUGACUUGGCUUAUGGUUGCUUGUUCUUACAGACCUGUUGGAUGAAAAGUUGGUAAGAUAUAUAUAUAGAAACAGAUAUUAGAUUUUAUUUCAGAAUUUUAUAACAUUGUCCAUAAUAAAUACCAACUAUUUAUGUACUUAUAAUAUAAACCCUAAAAAUUUA
Molecule: messenger RNA, 1667 nt
Organism: Penaeus indicus
Lineage: Eukaryota; Metazoa; Arthropoda; Malacostraca; Decapoda; Penaeidae
Product: centrosomal protein of 76 kDa-like
Exons: 5
Coding region: 830-1549 (239 amino acids)
Biological process (GO): regulation of centriole replication
Cellular component (GO): centriole
Source: RefSeq, a predicted model, not a curated record